Lodderomyces jiufengensis is the source of this 606-nucleotide messenger RNA. RefSeq lists its product as uncharacterized. Bases 1 to 606 code for a protein of 201 amino acids. Lineage: Eukaryota; Fungi; Ascomycota; Pichiomycetes; Serinales; Debaryomycetaceae. The record is from RefSeq and is a predicted model, not a curated record. Gene Ontology annotation, molecular function: translation initiation factor activity; mRNA binding. The transcript has a single exon. Gene Ontology annotation, biological process: formation of translation preinitiation complex; translation reinitiation.
AUGUCAGAAAUAUUCCCCAAACAGAUAACAUACUGUCAAGUAUGUACAUUUCCACCAGAAUUCUGUGAAUACGGAGCAUCAAUAACUCAAUGUAUAACAUCAUUAAAACAAACAAAUCCAGAAUUAUAUUCAAAAUUAUACGGUUCUAGUACCUCAAAUGAAGACGAAACAACAACUGAUGCUUUAUCAAAUUUAAAUAUUUCCGAUAAAGAUCUUUUAAAAAAACAACAAAAGGAAACUUUAAAACAACAGAAAGAAUUAGAGAAAAAACAAAAUUCUAAAAUUACUAUAAAGAGAAUAGAAAGAAAUAAAAAAAAACAUAUUAUAUCAAUAUCUGGGUUGGAGGUUUUUAAUAUAGAUUCUAAAAAAUUAGCUAAAACUUUUGCAUCAAAAUUUGCUACUGGUACAUCAGUUAUAAAGAAUGCUGAAAAAAAAGAUGAGAUUUUGGUACAAGGUGAUGUAAGUGAUGAAGCUAAAGAAUAUAUUGAAAGUUUGUUAAAACAACAAGCUGGAUUAGAAGAUGUUAAAGUUGAACAAAUUGAUGAUAAGAAAAAAAUCAAAAAACAAGCUAUUGGUGGUGGAGGUGGAGCACCAGGUUCGAAAUAA